UGUUCACCACUCCCACCCAACUUCCCAUUUCCCAUCUCUCAUUUUUCUUCUCCUGCAUCAUCAACUCUCCAACCAUCAUUAAGCGUUCUCUACACACCCUGUUCACCAUUUUCAGCCAAGACAAUCAUUCACCCAGAGGUUAAUUCCAACCAUAUCUUAGGAAACUGCAUCUAUUUCAACGUUACGGCACAAUGCGGUAAGUAGGUCGAAAAGCCAGCCCUGCUCGAAGUAACCAGUAUAGUUACACACAUUCCUACGAGGUGGACUGGGAGUCAGAGCAGUGGUUGUCUGCCUGGCCGAAGCUGGUUGAGGAAGCCCCAAUGAUCUUUGAGGCUGCAGACGUCCUCAUAUGUGGCCCUGACUCCACCUAUAGAAACAUCACUCCCCCGAUUGCUGAUGAGCGACAAGGAAUCAUCUUCAAUGGCUUUGCUCAGGAGCGUUGCGAUUACUUGACCCUUUCCAGUGGCUCCGCACCGGAUUCCUUUCAAAUCCGAUCAACCAGCUCGUGGAAUAAAUUAGCAUGGCUCGAUGUGCGCUAUCUAUAUGUGACUCUCUGGUACGCUGAGCUCCAGUGUCCGUGGGGCGAGAAGGAGGACAGCGUUUCUAGUAGAGAGAACAGUCCAUCGUCCAUCUCAAAUCCCGCAUCUCAUCACUCACCGGAUCCAAUAUCGUCAACCGACCCCAUGGUCAUUGUAGACCCUGAUUCGCCACCUAGUCUCACCUCGUCAAUGUCCACAGACCGCCCGGCCGAUGAACUCCCUGAAUUGCCACCUGGCGUCGGCUCGUCGGAGUUCACAGAGAUUGAAAGCCGAUUUGCUCCGAUCAAAGAAUGGCUGGGGCAAUGUGAGGGAAGCAUCGAUCAUGCAGAAUGCGCAGCGCUUCCUUUCCAGUGGCGUAGCAUUCCGAAAACAGCGUUUAGAUUGAUUGACAUCGAUCGGCGCUGUGUUGUUGAUGCCCCGGAACACUGCUCCUAUAUUGCAGUAGGUUAUGUUUUGAAAGGGGAAGAUAACAUUCAGCUUAAUAAACAAACCAGCGCAACUCUCAUGAGGCCUGGAGGCCUAGAUGCCUUGAUUUUUCGAGUAGCCAGCGUGGUCCAAGACGGGAUCACUGUGUGCCAGGCGCUUAAGGAGAGGUAUCUCUGGGCGGAUUCGCUCUGUAUCAUGCACGACGCUCCGCGUGAUACGAAGUUUCAUAGUCUACGAAUGAACCUGAUAUAUGCCGGUGCCAAAGUCCUUCUGGCUGCCGUCUCUGCUAAAACUGCCAGUCAACGACUCCUGCAAGAAUCAUCCGUUGGGCCGCAUGCGCUUUCGACCGUGGACUCGGCGGAAUCCCUUGAAGCUCUGCUCACAGUCUCGCCAUGGAUGAGGCGUGCAUGGUCCUAUCAGGAAAUGGUAUUCUCUCACAGAGCUAUUCUGUUCACCUCCCAGGGAAUCUUCAUGCAGUGCCAAGAGGGUACAUACAACACAACGGGUACCCUGAUCACUUCGCGGGGCAACAAGAAAGCUCAGGUAAGCACUGUCGGUGGCGUGCUGUGCAAUCGAAGUCAUGGACUCGACUCCUAUCUCUCCGCCGUUGAAGAUUAUUCUCAGCGAGACUUCACAAAGGACAUGGUUCGCAGAGAUGCUUUCAGGGCCAUCUCCCGAGGGUAUCAAGGCUUAGUCGGGAAUCAACCCUGGACCAUUUGGUACGGCCUGCCCCUGUAUGCCUUUGAUCAAACCAUCUGCUGGCGUACGGAUCGACAUCACCCCCACCUCCGUAAUACAGAGUUCCCCAGCUGGUCCUGGCUGGGGUGGAACGACCGAGUCUCAUUUGAUCGAACACUCACUGGGAGGGUGCACACAUGUCAGAUGGUCGAGUUUCCCCACUGGCAUCGGCCAUGUCAAUAUCCUCGCAAGCCAAUCCACCGGAAUCACCAGCAUGAGUUUGGCUUUCCCACAAGCUGCAGGGGCGUUUUCUGGGAACGUCCAUGUCUACACGUAUAUGUUAGCUGUGCGCGAAUGCGCAUUGGUGAUUUCUUCACUGAGUCAGACGGCACGAACGGGCUGUAUCCUGUGUUUCGUCGGAAGGCCGCCCCUGAUGAAGGGCCAGUUUCCUCAACUGAUGUUAUGGAGGGGCUGGUGUUAUCCAGGGAUUUGGGUGAUGGGGACACGGCUAGACGCGAGGUCCAUGAUGCCGGGAGGAGCAUCACACCCUUAGCACAUAUAUGGUUAGAUCGUGGCUGGCGGGAAAAGCAUCAUAAAGAUUGGAUCCUGCAUUUCGUGGCUUUGACGGGGGAAAGGGGCUCGGAUGAAGAUAAAUGGAUCAUCACGAUGCUCAUGGCAGUUGAGCAAUUGAGAGAGGAUGGCGACCUCGUGGGCUGGGAGCGUGUCCAGGUUAUCGAUUGCAGAAUCCACGAGGAUGAGUGGAAGCUAUUGGGGGGUACUGGGGUCCCAAUGCAGUUGUUCUGAUG
Molecule: messenger RNA, 2449 nt
Organism: Aspergillus sclerotioniger CBS 115572
Lineage: Eukaryota; Fungi; Ascomycota; Eurotiomycetes; Eurotiales; Aspergillaceae
Exons: 3
Coding region: 321-2447 (708 amino acids)
Source: RefSeq, a predicted model, not a curated record